ACACAAAACCUUCUUCACAAAUGUGUCCCCAUUGCACUGGGAGUGGGGGUCUCGAAACAGGGUUGACUGAGAGGAAUGCUGUCUGCAGCCUCGUGACCUGCAAACGGAGGAACGCGCGCACUUGGCAGACCGAGCAAGGAGAGGAUAACAAGAAAAACAGGCCUCUGACACGCACCGACAACGAUUUUGUGUUCUCAUAAGCAGCUAUGUACACGCUCACACACAAAAAAGGGUGUGCGUAACAGGGACCAUAGUGGCCCACCUGAGGACCGAAUUAAGACUCCCCUUUGUCUAUUUUUAACUCGUUCACCGAACAAAAGAUGGAAUCGCAUCUUUGUUAGUUUGUAUUUUCUAACCUAUAGGCUAGCAUUUAAAACACUCGAUGUUAGUGAUCCGCCGGUCUCUGUCUCGAGCCAGAGAGCACGCGCGGAAAGCCCGAAGCACCCACUCUUUCCAGUGACAAAACAACAGGGCUGCAGCCUGCUGCAGAGAGGAUUCCUGAUGACCUUAUAUGGCAGUGUGGGGGAGCAACAACACGCUCGAGCUCUCAUGGCAACCGUCCAGAGCUCUCGGAUUACUGCUGUUACCAGGGCGAGUCAGCCUAGCAACCGACAGCCAAAUUUAUUAACGUGUCCUUCCUUUCACGCACUGUCGUUUUUUAUUUUUCUUCUAUUUUACUUAUUAUUAAACAUACAUACAUACAUUCGAGUAAAAUCCCCCAUGUCGGUAUGUGUUAAGAUUUCCUGUUGUAUCACCGAGAAAUGUCCUUGGAACGAGGCUCUCUCACCGAGUGAACGAGCCUCUCCCAGUUAUGGCGCAGCAACAUAUCACAGCACAGUGCUCUCCUUUGUCUGUAAAGAAGCCAUUUUGAGGCAAGAGAACAGCAGAUAAACCAUUGAACAAGUGUAGCCUACACGUUACCAAAGGGUCUCUUUGGACAAGGGAAGCAGUGAAAUUUACGAGAUUUCUCCCCAUAAGAUUCCUUUGCUCGUUUAAGACUUGGAUUAGGAUGUUUUGAAUACUAAACUGAGACGCUAUCCCACCCCUUAUUAAUGCCAUUAUUAGAGGAUCCGAAGAUGGAGCUGAAAACAUUCCUCCUGCCCCUGCGUUUAGGCCUGUUAACUGCUUUUCACCAAAUUGCUGAGGUUUGGCGAACGGCAUGGACAGUCAUCCCGUCUGCGGCUCAGCGGAGAAGCGGAGUCACCACUGGAGAAGUUACAAGUUGAUUAUCGACCCGGCGCUGAAGAAAGGACCACACAAACUGUAUCGCUACGAUGGACAGACUUUCAGCAUGCCCAAUCCCGGGAUACCACCGGUGGAGAUGGUCCGAGACCCGAGGAUCGGUCGGCUCUGGACUAAAUACAAAGAGACGGACCUACCGGUGCCGAAAUUUAAGAUCGACGAGUGUUAUAUCGGCCCUGUGCCUCCAAAGGAGGUGACAUUCGCCAGGCUGAACGACAACAUUCGGGAAGGAUUUCUCACCGACAUGUGCAAAAAGUUUGGAGAAAUCGAGCAGGUGGAGAUCUUGUACAAUCCGAAGAACAAAAAGCACCUGGGGAUUGCCAAAGUUGUUUUUGAGAAUGUGAAAGCCGCCAAAGUGGCCGUGCAGUCGCUUCACAAGACGUCUGUUAUGGGAAACUUCAUCCACGUGGAGCUGGACCCGAAAGGUGAGAAUCGCCUUAGGUACUUCCAGCUCCUGAUGAAUGGCAGCUACACUCCGCAGACCCUGCCUGUUGGUGGAGAGGAGGCCAGAGAAGUUUCCCCUCGUAGCCUGGCAGAAGCCUUACUGGCCUGCGAGCCCAUCCGCAGGUUGUCAGAGAGCAGUGUGUCAGCUGUUGGAGGAACACUGCCACCCAGCAGCUCCACCACUCCUCUGUCCCUGGAGACAGGCUACUCCAGCCUAAGGCAGGACACACCCCAGUCCCAGGGAACCCCUCAUACCCCACGCCAGACAGGUACGCCCUUCUCUCAAGACUCCAAUUUCUCCAGUCGGCAGUCCACACCGGCGUACCAGUCCAGCCGGGCUGAGAGCUCUGGAGGUUACAAAUCUCGCAGACACGAGAGUAAGUUCCAGGAUGCGUACAACCGCAGACCGGAGAGGCCUCAGUACCGCAGCAACAUGUACCGAAGCACGACGUCUGAACAAGCUCCCUUCAAACAGCACCAACUCACCCCACCUGAACCGCCACCCUCCACCCCUUCCUUCACCUACACAGCUCCUCCCCCCGCUACGCCCAACUUCAACUCCGCCUUCUCGCCCUACCAGGCUCCUUUGCCCCCCGCGUUCCCCCCGUCAGAGCCUGCUUUCCAUCACCCAGCCCAAAGGGAGGGCGAGUACCUCCGACCGCCACAGCCGCCUCUGGCAGCUGCCACUGACUUUUUGCCCGUCAAGGAGAGACCAGAAACUCCUCCGAUCCCAGAGCCCCCGCCGGAGCCCGUGCCCCAUCCAACCACCCCUCCUCCUCAAACACCAGAGCACUGCCCCUCACCUGGCUCCCCCACGCUUGAUCCAGAGCGCAAUAGCCUGGAUUCCCGCAUUGAGAUGCUCCUCAAGGAGAAAAGGACAAAGUUGCUGCCGUUCCUGGAGACGCGAGACUCAGACACUGAGGUGCGAAUGGAUGGAAGUCCAAUUUCCUCCUCAUCCUCUCAGCUAUCCCCAAUUCCCCCUUACACGAGCGGCUCCCAAGGUGGCCACCAAAACUCCCGUCCCUCUAGCACAGGCUUGGAGGAUAUAAGUCCGACCCCACUUCCAGACUCGGAAGAUGAAGAGCCAGUUCCUGGAACUGCCUCCCUGAUCAAGAGAAUCAGUUCUCCUGUCCAGGAGAAGACAAGGAACAGUGACCUCAAAGAUGGACAUUUUCGAGGCCACACUCCCACUGAAAAAAUGGAAACGGGUCAUCAGUCGUCGGGAGAAGACAUGGAAAUCUCUGAUGAUGAGAUGCCCGGGACUCCAAUCUCCGGUGGAGACUGUGGAAAGGGCAUUGUCAUGAACUCUGCGGUGUCUCCGAUGCAGAGCAUUUCCAUCCCUCCUCCCGGCUUCCCUCCUCUCCCGCACCAGGCCGGCUUCCAGAUCUCACAUCACCACCUGGCCCCUCACUCUGCUGUCAUGGCCGGUCAUCCCGGAGUGCCUCACCAUAUGCUACCACCCAUGGGUCCCUACCCUCAUAGCAUGAUGCCCCUGGUGCAAAUGGAGCUGAUGAACUGCUUGCGGUGGGAACAGUGGAGCACCGUUCCCAUGUCCUUCCAGAUGCAGCAGCAGAUGCUGAGUCGCAUGGCUCAGACUAGAGGGCCCUAUCCUUAUCCACAUUUUAUGGACAGUGGUGCAUCUGGGCCAUAUGGGGGACCCUACGUUCCUCUGACUAUGGGUGCUACGCCUGCUAGCGGCGCAGCACCCGAACAAUGGCAGCAUCCCAGUAUACCAAAGUUCAACCCUACUGUUCCUCCUCCUGGAUAUGAGACUAAAAAGGAGGAUCCCCACAAAGCCACUGUUGACGGUGUGCUGCUGGUCAUUGUCAAGGAGCUGAAGGCCAUCAUGAAGAGGGACCUCAACCGCAAAAUGGUGGAGGUGGUGGCUUUUAGAGCCUUUGAUGACUGGUGGGAAAAGAAGGAACACUCAGCAAAGGCAUCUUUGACACCAGUGAAGGGUGCAGAGGGAAAGGAAGAAGAAAGACCCAAACCCAAAGAAACGAUGGGUUCAAGUCUGCUGGAGAACUGGAACAAGGGCGAGGGACUGGGCUACGAGGGAGUGGGCCUGGGAAUCAGUUUGCGAGGAGCCAUACGCCUGCCCUCCUUCAAGGUAAAAAGGAAGGACCCGCCUGAGGCUGCAACAGCAGGGGACAACAAACGAGCCCGACCCUCCACACCAGUGGAUGACGAGCUGGAGGAUGAGGACCGGGAUCGAGACCCAGCCGAGCUCCCAUCGGACGAUUCUAAAAUGGAUGCCGACGCUGCAGCAGCGAAGCGACGGCACUCGCGGCCACUUGAACUGGACAGCGAGGGAGAGGAGGAGCUGGACACCUCAGGAAAGGAAGAGUCAUUGUCUGACAGGGAGGAGGAGCCUGAUGAAACUGAGGCGACAGACAGGCUGUCGUCAGGCAAAGAGAGUGGCAAUGAAGAGGGUGAUGAUGAAGACUCAUCCAGUGAAAGCGCUUCCUCCGAUUCGUCUGAUGAAGAAGCUGAGAGUUCAGCGUCCUCUAAAGCUAGUUCAGACUCUUCAGCAGAAAGUGCGGACUCCUCCGAGUAUGAGUUAAGCUCGGAAGAGGAUGAGGUGGAAGAACAGGAGGCGGUGGCAGCACUAGAUGUGGAGGCUGAAGGCAAAGUGGCCCAGACUUCCUCGUCCUCUUCAUCCUCAUCAACGUCGUCUUCUGAUGAAGAGGAGGCGAAGACUGAGACCAAUGCACUAAGCCAUCCUGCGGGACCGGUCCCAGAGGAUAAGGAGAACCUGAGGAGGAGACCUCCUAGUCCUGCGGAGGAGGUGACGGGGGCCCUGAAGCCGCCAUCACCCAAAGGCAUCCCAGUCAAUGAGCGAGACCUCAGUGUGGACCGUGACAUUCCUGUAGUGAAGUCUGAACCUCAGGAACAUGUAGCAAACCUCCGGCCACCCACUCCCACAGGCGCCCUGCCUGACAGCGACCAGGAGACAAAAGCCAAAGGUAAAGCAGAGCCCGAGGAAGUACCCUGCACCCCCAGUCGAUUAGCCCCAUCCCACAUAGAUGCGAACACACCUGUCCCCAAAUCUGUCUCCGCAUCUUUAAUGCACCUCCCUCUCCCUCCACACCCGGCAGUAGAAGGUCGUUCCCUCCUUCAUCCGCCCCCUGGUCCCCUGCCUGACCUCCCUCAGCGGGCCAGGCUCCCAACAGACGAGGAUAUCCCCCGCACGCCGGGCAGGGACCUGAUGGAGCGUGCCCGAAGUCUGGGCAAGUCUCAGAGCACGGACACGGUGCCCAUAACACCCGGUAGUGAUGCCCCGCUGACGGGCAGCAGCCUGCUGCUUAGCUCCCCUCACAUCCCCGGUAGCCCCUUUUCCUACCCUGCACAGUCCCCUGUCCUUAGUGCUGGAGUCCCCCGCACUCCAGGAAGAGACUUAACCUUUACCCCUGUCUUCCCUGACCCCACAGCACUGACUCUUAACAGGAAAAUAUCCUCUGAGAGCCUGGACGAUAGACCAGUUUUUAAGGAGCCGCCCAUCUGCGCUCUGCCUAACCAGGCCCUGUCAGCUGGAGCAGAGCAUUCAGCCAGUGUCCCUGAAGAUCUGCCCACUGGUCUCACUCUAGAUGUCCCUGUCUCAUCAGAUACUGCCCCAUCAAAGAGGAAACCUGGACGACCCAAAGGCAAAAAGACCCCAGCUGUUUUAGCAGCUGAUGAGCCUUUGGAGCUCUCAUCCGAGUCCACCCCUUUGCCUCACGACGCACACCUCGGCGAUCUAUCCACGCAAACGAUAUCUGCCAAGUCCCCCGACCACCCGAGCCUGGACUUCCGGGAAGGAGAGGUGAAGCCUCAGACGGUCCUGCCUGCCGAAGACGGCUUCCUGUCCUACGAAGAAGAGGCACCUGUGGCCGUAAAGCCUCCGCGGAGGGCACGGCGAUGCUGGGAGGAGCUCCUGCUGGGCAGCCUGUCCCCCGUCACCUCGCCUCCCCGGCCAUACUUCAAAACGCGCUCCGAGUUUGAGGAGAUGACCAUACUGUAUGACAUCUGGAACGAAGGCAUAGAUGACGAAGACAUUCGGCUUCUGCAGAUCACUUAUGACAAGAUGCUCCAGCAGGAUAACGGCAACGACUGGCUCAACGACACGCUCUGGGUCAACCAUCCAUCUACCAACAUCCCCCGAGUGAAGAAAAAGAGAAGAGAUGACGGCAUGAGGGAUCACGUGACCGGCUGCGCGCGAAGCGAGGGAUACUACAAGAUCGACAAGAAAGACAAGAUCAAGUACCUUCAGAGCACAAAGCUGCAGUCAGAGGAGCCGCCGUUCGACACACAGGGUAUGAGUAUUCCCGCACAGGUCCAAGCCUCUACAAGAGCUGGCUCGGAGCGGCGGUCGGAGCAGCGGCGUUUGCUGUCCUCGUUCGCGUGUGACAGUGACCUGCUGAAGUUCAACCAGCUGAAGUUCCGUAAGAAAAAGAUCAGAUUCUGCAGGUCGCACAUCCAUGACUGGGGUCUGUUCGCUCUGGAGCCCAUCGCUGCAGAUGAAAUGGUCAUCGAGUACGUGGGGCAAAACAUCAGACAGGUGAUUGCGGACAUGCGGGAGAAGCGCUAUGAGGAGGAGGGCAUCGGCAGCAGCUACAUGUUCCGCGUUGACCACGACACCAUCAUAGACGCUACGAAGUGUGGCAACUUCGCCCGUUUCAUCAACCACAGCUGCAAUCCCAACUGUUAUGCGAAGGUCAUCACGGUGGAGUCUCAAAAGAAGAUUGUGAUCUACUCCAGACAGUCCAUUAACGUCAACGAGGAGAUCACGUACGACUACAAGUUCCCCAUCGAGGACGAGAAGAUCCCCUGUUUGUGUGGGGCAGAGAACUGUAGGGGAACGCUGAACUAACAUCCAUGUGAGGUCAAUCGUCUCCAGGGUGUAAAAGUGCUGUCCUCAGACUGGGCUAUUUUGGAGCAAGGAGAAGAAACCUGCUCGUCUGUAGGGCCCUCUUCACAUAUUUAACUCUAGAUUUGUUUACGAUUCAUGGUGCUCUUGAAAUAAAAAAAAAACACAUAGUUUUUUAUGUCUGCCAGUGACCCAGAACUUACUUAAACACUUGACUUGCUGGUGCAGCAUUUCCUCUUCAAAACGUUGGGACAGUAUUUCAGCAUGGCUCCUUCCACAUCCAGUCCUGGUUUGUACAGUUUUACACUUCUCGUUUGUCUCAUAAGCUUUACGUAGACCACACGUGGUACAAAAACAACAACACAGACUCACAUGUUCAGCUGCUUACUAACACUGUUGAGACGCACAAGCCCGCCAGGAAAACGCCUCUCUGUGGGAGAAGACGUGGUCGGGCACCUGAGCAGAUGGGAUGAUGGUGGCGUGUCGCGGCCCGACACCGGACUGCAACCCUGCUCUCUCGCUCCUACCUCCUCUGCACCAGUUUUCUUGGACAUUAAUCAAACCGAUAAAAGAAAAUUCAAGCAAAACAAAUGGUUAAACCCUACCACAAAAUAUGGAAUAUUUGGAUAUCAUGCCUGCUUUCACCAGCCAAUAAUGGAUCAUGCUGCUUCCUAUUUGUUUAUGCAAAAAAGGUAAAGAUGACAUUUAGAAUUAAGGAGGGAGGUCAAUUAAUGAUAUUCCAGUGUUUUCCAGUUUUGUUUAGGUAGUUUUCUUCUUGCUUGUUUCUUCAAAGACACUAUUUGUGUGUGUGUGUGUGUGUGUGUGUGUGUGUGUGUGUGUGUGUGUGUGUGUGUGUGUGUGUGCGCG
This is a messenger RNA of Perca fluviatilis (European perch), 7399 nucleotides long. RefSeq names its product SET domain containing 1B, histone lysine methyltransferase a (gene setd1ba). The coding region runs from base 1160 to 6535 and encodes 1791 amino acids. The record is from RefSeq and is a predicted model, not a curated record. Gene Ontology annotation, cellular component: Set1C/COMPASS complex. Lineage: Eukaryota; Metazoa; Chordata; Actinopteri; Perciformes; Percidae. The transcript has 19 exons. Gene Ontology annotation, molecular function: RNA binding; protein binding; histone H3K4 methyltransferase activity.